Penicillium paradoxum is the source of this 1533-nucleotide messenger RNA. Its product is annotated as Zn(II)2Cys6 transcription factor. Lineage: Eukaryota; Fungi; Ascomycota; Eurotiomycetes; Eurotiales; Aspergillaceae. The transcript is spliced from 4 exons. The record is from RefSeq and is a predicted model, not a curated record. Gene Ontology annotation, molecular function: DNA-binding transcription factor activity, RNA polymerase II-specific; zinc ion binding; transcription cis-regulatory region binding. Gene Ontology annotation, biological process: positive regulation of transcription by RNA polymerase II. Gene Ontology annotation, cellular component: nucleus. Bases 1 to 1533 code for a protein of 510 amino acids.
AUGCAGGCAGCAUGCUGGACAUGUCGCAACCGCACUAUCCAAUGUGACAAAACCAGCUUCCCUUGCGCCAAGUGCAAGAAAGCUGGGCUGGAAUGCUUUGAACGAAGACCGCUACGAUGGGUCAAAGGUAUAGCAAUCCGCGGCAAAAUGCGCGGUCGUAUGCUUGAACAGGACUCUAAGGCCUCCGAUGAGAUCUCAUCCGCACAUCUUCCGCGGAAGCAAGUCUUACAUCCCCUCUCGAAGGUUUUGGCAAUCAACAUCACUCCCCAGUUCGCUUUGCAAGACCCUUCCAUCAAAGCUCUUGAUUGGUCAUCAAGGUUUUAUCUUGAUUACUGUGGGUUUCCAGCACGGUUGGUGCGCCUGUUGUACAUUCUAUACGACAGUGAGAGCAACCCAUUUAGGCAUUUACUCACUUACGCUAUGAAUGAUUCAACCUUACGAUACAGUAUAAUCGCCCUUGCUGCUCGACAUUUCGCUAAUACAGGCCGAUCAUUCGAUCAGGUCGAUGACACUCCAUCCCCUCGAUUUGCCAAUGCCAAUCUGGAUGCACUUUAUUUCAAAAAGCAAGCUAUCAAAGCCUUAUCAUCAUCAUUGACACAUCCAGAGCCCUCGCGGAAGGAUAUGAUAAUGGCAACUAUCCUCCUUCUUAUCUUCCUCGAUCUCCUCGAGUCUGGCAUCGAAGGUUGGCAAUGUCAUCUUCAUGGUGUAGAAGGCCUCGUCAAUCUCUCACAUACCAUGCUGGAAUCUAAUCCCAGUGAGCGUAUUAGCAGGCAACCUGGAGAGACAGUACAAGAGACAAGGCGAUUCAUCGCACGACAGUUUUUGCUUAGUAUCUCAACUAUUGGAGGCGCUUUCUCAGAUCCUAAGUCUAGGUCUGAGUUAAGUGUCCAUUUUGACGACAGCAAGCACCAAGAGUCCAUUGUUCGAAGCUUUCUGGGAUGCCCUGAAUUCCUUCUACGAGCCAUUCGUUACUUCUCUAAUCAAAGACAUAUGAUUGAGACUUUGGAUAUGCAAAAUGAGCCUUCGAUUCAUGAGCAUGUACGGGAUACUCUGACGAUGCUUGAACUGACAACGAAUUUUGAUUGCCUGGAAUGGGCGUCAGCCGCCAUGAACUCCAGGACUUCCUCAACAACUGACAUUCAAAGGCUUUCCAUGCUAUCGGAAGCAUACAAAACUGCCGCCGCGAUCUAUGGAAAGCGAAUCAUUCGUUCUUUUGGGAUCUUCACAGGGACAACAACACCUGAUAAUGAGGGAUUAGUAUUGCGAUUACUUGAAGUGAUCCACUCUCUCAAAAGUGACGCGGCUUUGUUUAAGUGCCUAUUGUGGCCGACCUUCAUUGCCGGUCUUGAAUGCCAGGGUUCUAAUGAGCAAAGGCUGAUUAUUGAAUCUUUGAGGAUGCUUUGGGAUCUGACCUGUUGUUUGAAUGUGAUAAAUGCUUCGAAGAUCCUGCGUGAUCAUUGGGAGCGAAAGAACUUCGAUAGCAAUUCGACUGAGCAGGCUAAAUUCCAUUUCCCCGAACGCCAGUCGGCGUAG